Chanos chanos (milkfish) is the source of this 2307-nucleotide messenger RNA. It is a transcript of the gene igdcc3, whose product is annotated as immunoglobulin superfamily, DCC subclass, member 3. Gene Ontology annotation, biological process: cell-cell adhesion. Gene Ontology annotation, molecular function: protein binding. Bases 1 to 2307 code for a protein of 768 amino acids. The transcript has 14 exons. Lineage: Eukaryota; Metazoa; Chordata; Actinopteri; Gonorynchiformes; Chanidae. The record is from RefSeq and is a predicted model, not a curated record.
AUGCCGGAGGUCCUCCACGCUGACCCCUCCAAUGCCCCCCUGCCUCCUCCUCCCUUUCCCACUGGCUCCAGCCAGAUUCCAGGGGCCCAGGGUGUGAUCUCAGGAGCAGAACUGUCCUUCACGUUGGAGCCCAGUGACGUGAUAGCGGUGCAGGAACAGCCCUUGAUGCUGCACUGUCAGGUGGAGGGCAUCCCACCAAUCACAACGCAGUGGAGACAAAACGGAGCCCUCCUGACAGAGGACCAAAACUACUCCAUGUUUGCCAAUGGCUCCCUGCUUAUUGGGCGCUUCCAGAAAACCAAGUCCGACGACUCGUCCGACGAGGGAGACUACGAGUGCAUGGCCCAGAAUUCCUUUGGGCUGGUGGUGAGCCGAAAGGCUAAAGUACAGGCUGCAACGAUGGCGGACUUCCACGUGCAGCCGCGUUCGGUGCGGGCAGAACUGGCCGGAGUCGGGCGGUUUCAGUGCCAGAUUCACGGACUUCCCGAACCCGUCAUCAGCUGGGAGAAAGACGGACGUCCCGUGGACACGAAAGACAAGAGGUUUACGCUGUUGCCGACAGGUGUGUUGCAGAUAACAGGUGUGAGGCCUGAGGACAGUGGGCUUUACUGUUGUGUGGCCCAUAACAGCGCAGGAGUGAAACACAGCACUGCAGCCCGCCUCACUGUCUCAGGCUCUCAGACCUCUGUUUACAAAGAACCCACCAUCCUUGUGGGUCCGGAAAACCUCACUUUGACCGUUCACCAGACCGCUAUCCUGGAGUGCGUCGCCACGGGAUACCCGCGGCCUAUCGUUUCGUGGAGCAGGCUGGACGGGCGUCCAAUCGGGGUGGAGGGCAUUCAGGUUCUGGGGACGGGAAACUUGAUGAUAUCAGAUGUGCGAGUCCAGCAUGCAGGCAUCUACGUCUGCGCAGCCAACAAACCAGGAACCCGUGUGCGCAGAACUGCCCAGGGCAGGCUGGUGGUCCAAGUCCCGGCAGAGUUUGUGCAGCCACCUCAAUCCAUAGCCCGUCCGGUUGGCACCACUGCCAUCUUUACCUGCCUGGCACAAGGAGAGCCUGUCCCCCAACUCACCUGGCUGAAGAACGGAGAGAUCCUGGAGCCCGGAGGGCACGUCAAACUCAAGAACAACAACAGCACGCUGACGAUUUACGGCGUCAGUCAGGAAGACGAGGCGAUCUACCAGUGCAUAGCCGAGAACAGCGCCGGAUCCACGCAGGCCAGCGCCCGUCUGACGGUUCUGUGGGCGGACGGGCUGCCCGGGGUGCCCGCCGACGUCCGAGCGGACGCCCUUUCGCCCACCUCCAUCCAGGUCUCCUGGAGAGAGCCGGAGCAGAACACGGAAGACAUUAUCGGCUACGUGGUACACAUCCGCAGGACGGCAGACCCUGUUGAGAUGGAGUAUCAAGAAGCAGUAAGUAAAGUGACUCUGCAGCAGGUUGUGGGGGAUCUGGAACCUUCCACCAGCUACAGUUUUUAUGUUAAGGCUUACACAUCACGAGGGGCAAGCAAAGCAUCUGAGAUUGCUGAGGAGAGCACACUAGGCGAGGUUCCUGCCCCGCCUUCUCUCUUCACUAAGGUUGUGAAUAGUACGGUGGUUCAGGCACUGUGGGAGCCCUCUGUUAAAAUGGGACAACAUGAGGGUUUUAAACUAUUCUACCGCAAAGUUCACUCUCCCGUCUUCACCGGACCCCUGACCUUCAGCCGUAACAUCACCCAGUACAACAUCACCCAGCUGGACCCAUCCCUGGUGUAUGAGAUUAAAGUUCAAGCCUUCAACCAGCAUGGAGACAGUAAUGCUACAGUUCGCUUUGUCUCUCUGAAGGAGGCGGAGGAAAAAUCAGUGUUUAAUGCACCGUGUGACUGUGUGAAAGAUGAGCAGAGUAAGACCUCUACCACAGGCAUCAUCAUUGGCAUCCACAUUGGCGUUACCUGCAUCAUCUUCUGUGUGCUCUUCCUCAUGUUCAGCUACAGGGGCAGGCUGAUGAUGUGUAAAACAGUCCAGGCCACUCCUCAGGCCGGCCAGAACGUCGCGGUGCUGGAGUCUUCCUCCUCUUCCUCACACGGCGCUCUGGCCCUAACCGAUCUGACCCGACACGUCGCCCACGGCAACGGAGGACUAACCACCAAGAGCCAACAAGACAGCAAUGAGAUGGAGAGACUCUUCUCAGGCCCCGCCCACCUCAGUGACCCACCCGACAGUGCACAGAUGAUGGAGAGCUCUCUGGUCUCCUGUGCACUGAAUGAGACCCAGAUGUCCACGCUUCCCCUGAAUGACUUCAGCCUGGUGGAGGACAAAGAGACGUAG